AUGGGUCUCUUCGAUAAACUCGUGAAAGCGCUCGGCAUGAAGAAAAUUCAAGUAAACAUCUUAGUUGUUGGUCUCAAUAACAGCGGAAAAUCGACAAUUGUGAGUCAUUUUAAGAAUCCCGACGAGCGAAGUACAAUUUCCGUUCCGACAGUCGGUUUUCAGAUAGAACAGUUUGAAAACCAAGGCGUAUGUUUUACGGCUUUUGACAUGUCAGGCGCAGGAAGAUAUCGCAAUUUGUGGGAACAUCAUUUCAAAAACUGCCAAGGAAUUGUCUUUGUCAUCGACUCGAGUGACCGAAUGCGAUUAGUUGUGGUCAAAGAUGAGCUCGAACUGCUACUUUCGCAUCCGGAUAUCGAAAAAAGACGUGUUCCAAUAUUAUUUUUCGCCAAUAAAAUGGAUAUGCCGGAUGCGUUGAGUUCAGUUAAAAUAGCAGCAGGCUUAGGUUUAGAUAAGAUCGAGAACAAACCGUGGCAUAUAAGCUCGUCAAAUGCGUUAACAGGCGAAGGAUUACAGGAUGGAGUGUCGUGGCUCGUUCAACAGAUUAAGGAAUGCAUGGCAGCGAAUAGUAACAAACAGGUUAAGAAAGAAAUGGAAAAGGAGGAAUUGUAUUAAAAGUGGAAUUUUGAUGAUUAUU
Culicoides brevitarsis is the source of this 634-nucleotide messenger RNA. It is a transcript of the gene Arl6, whose product is annotated as ADP-ribosylation factor-like protein 6. The record is from RefSeq and is a predicted model, not a curated record. Gene Ontology annotation, biological process: protein localization to cilium; intracellular protein transport; cilium assembly. Bases 1 to 612 code for a protein of 203 amino acids. Lineage: Eukaryota; Metazoa; Arthropoda; Insecta; Diptera; Ceratopogonidae. Gene Ontology annotation, molecular function: GTPase activity; GTP binding. Gene Ontology annotation, cellular component: cytoplasm; axoneme. The transcript has 3 exons.